Messenger RNA from Caenorhabditis angaria, 2583 nucleotides. The record is from the annotation of a GenBank genome assembly. Lineage: Eukaryota; Metazoa; Nematoda; Chromadorea; Rhabditida; Rhabditidae.
AUGGGAAUGGAAGAAGAGAUAAUCAUACCUCAUUUGGUUGGGCAUAGUCAUACUUUGGAAGAAGAAACGCAAGCUCAAUACGAACAAGAUUAUUUGAUUUCGGCAUUUAUGCAAUACAAAGCUAUGUCAAUCAAGGACAACGGAAGAAUAUCACCUUAUAUUCCAUUUCUUCGCCGCAAUUUAUCAUAUAUGAAAAUGAAUCGUCUCUCGGUAUGUUCUAAGAAAACACUUUGAAUUGAUAAAAAUACCGAAUUUUUUUUUUUUUCAGUCAGAAAAACAAGUGAGCAGUUUCAUUGAAAGAAACAACAAGUAUCCAAAACUAUUUGCAAAUCUUCCAAAUAAUGUAAAUCUAAGAAAACGAAAAAAACUUGCUGAUAUUGUUAUUAUGUUAAAGUCGAAAUCUCGCAAGCAUAAUAAUGCGAUAGUUGAUGAAAAUAUGGAAAUUGACGAAGAUGAUGAUGGAGAAGAGCAAGAUGAUUUGCCACCUUUGCCUGUUUCGUUAAGAAAACCGCUGAAUGUUAGAAGAAAAAACGACAAUAUGAAACGAUGUUUGUUCCCGAAAGCAAUUGAGUGAGUUUUUUUUUCUUAUUUUCUGCUGAUUCAAAACUAAACAAUUGAAUUGAUUGUGAGGAAUAUUAAAAAUGGAUCAAUUUUUUAAAAGCCAGAAGUGUUGUUUCUUAAAAAUGAGUUAUUCUGAGUAAUUUUUUUCAAGGUGAUCCGAAAUUCCAUUGAAAAAUUCGCCUUCAAGAUUCUGAUUCACAUAGACAUAGCGAAAGUUUGAAAAAGGUUUGGUCUAUCAAGAUAUUUCAGCUGAUCCAAAAACGUCUGCUAACUGAUUUUAAAAAUAAAUAUGAACUUUUUUGAAAUGUGAAAGAAUGAAAACAAAAGGAAAUAAAUGCAAUGAUAUAGUCGUAAAUUCCAGCUAAACUGUCUAUUUUCAGAUAUCGUUUGUGCUUGGUUCAAACUCACGAGAACAAAAAAGAUUUCAUUCGGACACCUGUAUGUAUUUUCUAAAACACUAUCACCAUAACAGAUUCUUUUUCAGAUUCCAAAUCGAUCUGGUUUGAAGCAGUGUGGCAAGAAACGAAUGUGCUGUAUUUUUUGCGAAUUGAAAUUCAACACAUUGUUUCAUUUGUUGCUCCACUAUAAUCUUUGUUAUCCAAAACUCAUGUUUGUCCCGAAUCUUACUUCAAUUGAUACAAAAAAGGUUUGUUAGUUUUUUUUUUCAAACUAUUUUUAAGUUGAAAAUAAUAAUUGGACAAAAUUACAGAAAAGCGUAUUAUUGCUAAUCGAUAUCAUCAAUCAUCCAAAAUAUGACAAUAUUGAUGAAGUAUCUGAAAGGUAUCAUUCUGGAAAUCAAUUUGUAUAUUUUGUUUUUCCUGGAGAUAAAAGAGAUGACAUGAGUAAUUUAUCAAUUGAUCCAACAAUAUUCAUUCGACCAUAUGGGCGUUAUCGUUUUGUUUUCGAAGAUGCAUUCUACAUUUCGAAGUUAUUGCAUGAAGCUUCUCGUCAAAAUUCAGGAAGAUGUUCAUUUUCUCUUCCAACAACUGAAGAUAUGCCAGCAAUUGAUAUAACCAUUGAAAGAAUGAGAUUUGAUAUUUUUGAUUUCAUCGAUAUUACUUAUCAUUGCAAAGUUCACAUGUUCACUUGGAAUGUUUUGAGACAUCGACUUGGUGAUCAUCGAGUUCGCCGUAUUGGGUACUAUCGUCUCGCCGUGAGUUAAACCUGUUUAUUUUUGAAAUAGAUAAAUGAUGAAAUUAUGCUUGAAAAGUUAAGAGAAAAAGGUUAUCUUGUUAGAAACAUUGAUUCAUAUGUUUUGUAGCUUAUAUUGGUCUCCAAACUGAUUGAGAAAAAAAUCAAACGAUUUUUUGAAUAAAGUUUUUUUUCAGAAGCUGUACAUUCAUAUUCACUGGGAUUUUAUUCACGAUUGGCCAGAUGAGCAUAUGUUCAGUCUAACAGAACAACGCAUUUUUGAAAUGGACACUGCUGGUUACACUCGUCUACAAGUUUCUCAUAUGCAAACCGAUCUUUUGCGACGGUACAUAAAUUUUCUCUAAUUUUUCCAAUGAACUAUCCAUUUUCAGCUUGAUGUGGAAAGAUUAUGGUGAUAUUUCUCAUUCGGAAAGUGUUGCAAAAGUUGUGAUGAGAAUGGAAAUUGCAAGGAAAACUGAAAAAUAUCGAAAUGCUUUGAAACGUUUGCCAAAACGAUAUGCUGAUUCGCUUUUUCCUCGAUUAGCAAGAAUGGUAAUUUAUUUUCUAGUUGAUAGAAGGUAAUUUGUUUUUUUUCUUCAGACAGAUCAAGAACGAUGUGAUAUGACUGAAAAUGAUGCAUGGCAUUUGGUUUUCCCGGAGGCCUGUAAAUCUGGAUUCUUUCAUCCAGAUCAUUUUAUUCACAUGCUUCUUGAAAAACCUGCAGAUUGUUUCAAAAGAUUUCGCAUUCCUGCUCCAACUGAUCUUUUUGAGAUUCCUGAAUAUCCAGAAGAUGAAAAAAUGGUUGCGGUUGAAGAAACUUGUGGAACAAUUAAAGGAUGGUGGGGUGUCCCCGAAGAGUCUCUAAAUAAAAAGAACAAAAACAAAAAAUAA